Molecule: messenger RNA, 4538 nt
Organism: Callorhinus ursinus (northern fur seal)
Lineage: Eukaryota; Metazoa; Chordata; Mammalia; Carnivora; Otariidae
Source: RefSeq, a predicted model, not a curated record
UCCGGGCAGGUAGAGCCGGGCUCGGGGCGCUCCAGGGCCGCAGCAGCUGUCGCCCCACCUCGCCUCGGCCCUGCGCACAGCCUCGCGCGCCCAUGGCGGGCUCGGAGCAGCAGCGGCCGCGGCGGCAGGACGACGGAGACUCGGCCGCGGCGGCGGCGGCGGCACCCCUGCAGGACGCGGAGCUGGCCCUGGCUGGCAUCAACAUGCUGCUCAACAACGGCUUCAGGGAGUCGGACCAGCUUUUCAAACAAUACAGAAAUCAUAGCCCAUUAAUGAGUUUUGGAGCCAGCUUCGUCAGUUUUUUGAACGCCAUGAUGACAUUUGAGGAAGAAAAAAUGCAGUUGGCGUGUGAUGACUUAAAGACGACAGAGAAACUGUGUGAAAGCGAAGAGGCUGGAGUAAUUGAAACCAUCAAGAAUAAAAUUAAGAAAAAUGUUGAUGUCCGAAAAUCUGCCCCCUCUAUGGUUGAUCGGCUUCAGAGGCAGAUAAUCAUAGCUGACUGUCAAGUUUAUCUGGCUGUGCUCUCGUUUGUGAAACAAGAAUUGUCAGCCUAUAUAAAAGGUGGGUGGAUCCUUAGGAAAGCCUGGAAGAUUUACAAUAAAUGCUAUCUGGACAUCAGUGCCCUUCAGGAGCUGUAUCAAAAGAAGCUAACUGAAGAGCCUUUGACUUCUGACGCUGCAAAUGAUAAUCACAUUGUGGCUGAAGGGGUGUCUGAGGAGUCUCUAAACAGACUGAAAGGUGCUGUUAGCUUUGGAUAUGGCCUUUUUCACCUUUGCAUAUCCAUGGUGCCCCCCAACCUGCUCAAAAUCAUCAACCUGCUGGGUUUUCCUGGAGACCGCCUGCAAGGGCUUUCUUCACUGAUGUAUGCAAGCGAAAGUAAGGACAUGAAGGCCCCUUUAGCUACAUUGGCUCUGCUCUGGUAUCAUACUGUAGUCCGUCCGUUUUUUGCCUUGGAUGGCAGUGAUAACAAAGCAGGCCUGGAUGAAGCAAAGGAAAUUCUUCUCAAAAAAGAAGCUGCUUAUCCAAAUUCUUCCCUCUUCAUGUUUUUCAAGGGACGCAUACAACGAUUAGAGUGUCAAAUCAACAGUGCCUUGACUUCUUUCCAUACCGCCUUGGAGCUUGCGAUAGAUCAGCGAGAAAUCCAACACGUCUGUCUGUAUGAAAUUGGUUGGUGCAGCAUGAUAGAGCUGAACUUCAAGGAUGCAUUUGAUUCCUUUGAGAGGCUAAAAAACGAGUCCAGGUGGUCGCAGUGCUAUUAUGCCUAUCUAACUGCGGGGGGUCCUGUGUGGAUGGUAAGGUGUGUCAGGAGCUCCCGAGAAGGGGACGGAUCACUUCUGUCCUGCAAGCUGCCAUUGGAGUUGGCCCUGAAGGACAGGUGCUUGUCGACAGGCAGACCUAGAGAGGAAGCUCACUCAGGGACCAGAAUCACUGCCACCAGAGGCUUCGUUUCUGGUACUUAUAUAUUUUUAUUUGAAUUUGUUGGCACAAACUUAGCUGAUCAUUCUAACCACCUGCAGGCAGAGAGGUUUCGGAAACAAGCUCCAACCAAAGCACUGUGUGUGCUGGCCUCCAUCGAGGUGUUGUACCUGUGGAAAGCCCUUCCCAACUGUUCCUUCCCCAACCUGCAGAGGAUGAGUCAAGCUUGCCACGCAGUGGAUGAUUCAUCUGUCGUUGGAUUAAAGUAUUUGCUUCUUGGUGCCAUACACAAAUGUCUAGGAAACUCAGAAGAUGCUGUUCAGUUCUUCCAGCGAGCUGUUAAAGAUGAGUUGUGUCGUCAGAAUAACUUAUACGUUCAGCCAUAUGCCUGCUAUGAACUUGGCUGCCUUCUGUUAGAUAAACCAGAGACUGUAGCAAGAGGCAGAACUCUACUUCUUCAAGCAAAGGAGGAUUUCUCUGGCUACGACUUUGAAAACAGAUUGCAUGUCCGCAUCCAUGCUGCUCUGGCCUCUCUGAGGGAACUGGUUCCUCAGUGACGACACGGGGUUUCUGCUCUGUCCCUCCCCACCAGGUUCUGCACUUUAAAAUAAAAGCAGAGGACACAGCUCUUCCGAAGAUCGGCUUUUCUUCUGAAAACCACCUGUGCCAGGGACACAUUUUCCGACUUAGGCUGACAUAUUCAAGAUCUCCUCUUUUAAACAUAUAGCUGAGAAGUAAUGAUGAUGAUCCUAGUAAUUAUAACUAACCACCUGGGGAGAGGGCUAAGUGACCUUGUUCAAACAUUUUAGUUUUGUGAUUUAUUAUUUUUAAAAUAAAAUCAAACUAAAUAUUCAACCUGUGAUCCUCUAGGAACGCCUACCUUAAGCACACAUCUGACUGGGUAACGCUAGGAGGUACCUGUAAAAUUAUCAACAGUAUUAUGACAUAGCGUUUCUAUUGUGUUUUGAAAGAAAAAAGUGCUUUCUAGUGUUUUCCUUUAUCCUCUAACUUGUGAAUAGCAUAGCACAGCACAGAUAUUCUUAUCCCCAUUGUCUAGACAAUGAAACUCAGGCACAAAAAGGCUAAUUGACUUGUCCCAAUUGAUUAUUCCUGUUAGCAGUGGAGCAAUGACUAGAACGCAGAUCUCCUGAUCCCAGAUAGAAUAUUCUUGUUAAAAAAAUGUUAAUAACCCAGAAUUUUGUUUUCCUUAUUAAAACACAAAUGCUCUUCAGCUGAAGUUGUGUCAUCAAAAAAUGCUUAUCUUCAGAUUGUCUGCAGAAUGUUUUACAGUAAUGCACACUUUAUUUCCUUUGAAAGCCAAUGAAGUAGGAGCAAAUAGAUAGUUUUACAACCAAAAAUAGAACUAUUUUCCUAGUUUAUUAGAAGGUCUAGUCUAUAGGCUAGAUAAAUAAUACCUACAUUUUAGGAGUUUCCUUUUCUUUGUGAUAAAUUGUCUAAUUACCAGCUUUUGGAAGUCUUUUAACAAAUUACUUGAAAAGGUUAUUCUUGAAUGAACAUAGGUUUUUUUUUGCCUCAGAAUAUUUGCUCGUGAAGGCUUUGCUGGGCUAUCUGUUGCCAGGGUUUAAUCAUUUUCUCCUUAGCUCAGGUUAUUCUAUAAAAGGAAUUCAAAGUUAAUUUUUAAUCCUUCAUUGCUAAUUUUUAUUGUCAUUUAAUUUACCUCUUUGUCCAGUACUGCACACCUGUGGUUUGGAAGAGUCUAAAUACCUCAGCCACUUAAGAAUUUCUGCCAUAAUUGUGUGACUAACUUGGCUCAGGCUUAAGGUUAGACUUUUUAAAAUUUAUAUUGAGUUAAAGAGUAUCAUCUUGGGGUGUCAUGUACAUAUCCUUUUAGCUGAAGCAUGAUCUCAUGUGAUGUUAAUACUUUAAUAUUUCUUUUCAAAAUAAAACAGAGGAGCAGCUAGAAUGUUGACAGCUUUAACCUACUUAAUCUGGUUUUGAGGGAAUGAUCAUUUCUUUGAAAGAAAUAAUUAUUCCUCACUGACUUUGACUAAACUAUAUUCAAGAUUCCUCACUUCCCAAGUGUUUAUUCACGUUGACUUUCUUUCUGGUGUGAAUCCUGCAUAGAUUUUUGACACUAGCCAGAGAGAAAAGAUUGCUAUCUUACAUUCAGUGAAUGAGUAGAUCCAGAAGCCAAGUAGAUGCUUUCUGAAGAGAAAAAUUGGUGUUUAAAAAUAUUGGAUACCUAAUUUCAUCAAGGCUUGAGGGAAGAACAUUAUGAAUCUGUAAAAUAUGGCUCUUGCCAUUUUGUCCUCUUUGGGUAUAGCAUAUAUGAGGCAAACUUCCCAGUUAUGAUUGUGGAGCAUUCUGAAUCACGAAGUUCUUGCUUUAGUUCAUACUUACUUGAAUUUUCAGUUCAAAUAUUGUUUGAACUAUUAUUCAGUAUUCAGAGAUUACAUAAAGCCCUGUACUUUAAAAUGAAAAGUUGUUCCUAUACUAACUGCUUUAAAAAUUUAUUUGUAUCUCUCCAGAGAGAUUUCAGGGUUUCAAAUAAUUUUGUGUCCAGUUCACUUACCUGCAUAGACAACUAUACAAUACCACUUUAAUAGAGAGUAGGUUUGAUUAUAAACUGUCUCCUAUGUUUGGUGCAGGAUAGCCCCUGGUUCAUCCUGUGGUUUAUGUGUGUUAACAGGGUGGUAGAGUAUGGAGAUGGGGUAGAUGAUGAUUCUAAAGUCUCUAAAAUAACAAAACCACAGUACAGGUAUAUGGUACCAUUAGAUUGACUGAAAUCUGAGUACAUUUUUGAGUGGAGUAAUUCGUGACAUUUUUCUGGCCUGCAUGCCAUGACUUAUCCAAUCUGUGAACUGUGAUCUGCCUGGAAACUUAGCUUGGUGUAAAUUGCUCUUUACCCCUCGCGGAUGAAGAAAAUAAUCAUAUAACCAGAACAAGUUGGCAUCUAUGUGUGCUUUGUUGGCAUCACGUACUCCUUCCCCAUUCCUAUUUUGGAGGCUCUCAAAUGGAUCUUCUAAUUUAUGAGUGUCAAAUGUAUUUUUGUAUUAGAUUUUGCCUAUGAUGAAAGAAAUCUCUAAUGUAUAUUUAUGUACUCUGAACAUAUUUAUGAUUUGACACACUUUGGAGGCAUGGUCUAAUGUAAUAUAUGUAAC